UUCCAAGUCAUAAUCCAACAUGUCCUCCAAGAGAGCAGCACUCGUGGUGCUCUUCUUCUUCCUUUUCAAAUCUAUCAACUCCGAACCUCAAUGUACUCUUCCCAGCGAGAAAUAUAGAUUUGAUUGCUUCCCAGAUGACAACGCAACAGCUGAGAAAUGCGAAGCUAGAGGCUGUUGUUGGGAUAAAGCAACGUUGACAAAACCUCAAAAACGUGUUAAGAUCUCUUCAAAUUCUAGUUCCAUUGCAGACCCUCCUCUAGACGUACCUUAUUGCUUCUUCCCUUUGAAUUAUGGCUACAAGUUGGCGAGCAAAGAAGAGACAAAAACGGGCUUCAAACUGGGUUUAGUUAGAGAAGGAAGCGAUGGACCUUACGGAGGAGAUGUGAAGAAUCUGGCUGUGGAUGUGUUGCUGGAAGAUCAAAAUCGUUUCCACUUCAAGAUAUAUGACCCAGCAAACAAGAGGUACGAAGUACCAAUACCAACCCCCUCUGUGAGCGAGAAAAGUGCAGCUCAAAACUAUGAUGUCAGUUUCACCACAUUUCCUUUUGGUAUUGCCGUCACAAGAAAGUCCACUGGAACUGUUGUCUUUAACAGUACAGCUGGUGGGAUGAUCUUUGAAGAUCAGUUUUUACAGAUUUCCUCAUUUCUUCCAUCUUCUAAUUUAUAUGGAAUUGGUGAACAUGUUGACCCUCUCAAACUGAACGUCAGCUGGAGAAUGGCUACACUUUUCUCAAGAGAUGUUGCAACCCCAGAGGGUCUCAAGAACAAUCUUUAUGGCGUACAUCCUUUCUAUUUGUCUCUUGAGAAUGAUGGCAAUGCUAACGGAGUGUUCCUGCUGAACAGUAAUGCAAUGGAAAUAAUUCUUCAGCCAACUCCAGCCAUCACCUUCAGAUCCAUUGGUGGAAUACUGGACUUUUAUGUCUUUCUGGGACCAACACCAGAAAUGGUUGUACAACAGUAUACAGAGGUUGUGGGAAGACCCCUCCUACCACCCUAUUGGGGCCUUGGUUUUCACCUGUGCCGAUGGGGAUAUGGAAGCUUGAAUGGCACUAUAACAGUGAAUGAUAACAUGCGAGCAAAAGGAAUACCGCAGGAUGUACAGUGGAAUGAUAUUGAGUAUAUGAGGGAACAUUUGGACUUCACCGUUGAUUCAAACAAAUGGGGUGGCCUUGGAGAUUUUGUGAAGAAGUUACAAACUCAGUACAAUCAACAUUAUAUACCCAUCGUGGACCCUGGCAUUAGUAACGUACAACCCAGUGGUUCAUACAAACCAUACAGUGAUGGGUUAAAGAUGGGAGUGUUUGUGAACUCUACAAAUGGUGGACCUAUCGUUGGAAAGGUUUGGCCAGGAAACACAGUAUUUCCAGAUUUCCUCAACCCAGCUUCAUUAGAUUACUGGAAGACACAGAUCUCUGAGUUCCACCAAGUCGUUCCUUUCGAUGGUCUGUGGAUCGACAUGAAUGAACCUUCGAACUUUGUCGAAGGUUCAAUUAGCGGCUGCCCCAAAAGCAAAUGGGAUAACCCUCCAUAUACACCGCAUAUUAUUGAUGGGAAACUGAACAGCAAGACGGUUUGCAUGUCAGCAAAGCAUUAUGGGCACAGGCAUUACGAUGUACACAGCUUGUAUGGAUACACUGAAGCAGUGGCUACCAUGAGAGCUUUGGAGUCUGUACGUGGCAAGAGAUCUAUGGUCAUAAGUCGCUCUACCUACCCGAACAGUGGACAACAUGGUGGACACUGGUUGGGCGACAAUCAUGCAAAUUGGGACAAUCUUCGGCUCUCUGUGCCGGGAAUCCUGAACUUCAAUCUCUUCGGUAUACCACUGGUCGGUGCUGACAUCUGUGGAUUCAAUGGUGAUACUACACUAGAGCUGUGUGCAAGGUGGACCCAACUUGGUGCGUUCUACCCUUUCUCUAGGAAUCACAAUACUAUUAAUGCCAAGCCACAAGAUCCUGCAGCAUUUGGUGACAGCUUUGCUGCGAUGGCCCGUACCGUGUUACUCAUGAGAUACCAACUGCUCCCCUAUCUCUAUACACUGUUUGUAGAGGCAAGUCUGUCUGGGAAAACUGUGGCUACGCCUUUAUUCUUCGAAUUUCCUAAAGAUUCGAAUACUUUAGCGAUCGACCAGCAAUUCCUGUGGGGUUCUAGUUUGCUGAUUACACCAGUACUGCAACAGGGAGCAUCUAGCGUGACGGGUUAUUUUCCAGAUGCCACGUGGUACGAUGCGUAUGAAGGAGCAAAGUUACAACAGCAAGGAUCGGGUGGCCAACAACAUACUUUGAACUGCUCGAUGUUGUGCAAUACUCCUCUUCACAUCAGGGGAGGGUCGAUUUUUCCUGUUCAGCAAGCUGCAAUCACUACUGUUGAAAGCCGCAAGAACCCUUUUGGAUUAGUCGUAGCAAAAUCAGGUGUAGAUGGCGUUCCUGCUAAAGGAAUCCUACAUGUGGAUGAUGGGGAAUCCCUCGAUGCAUUUACCAAGGCGCCAUUCCUCUCCGUGUCUUUUACUGCCUCAAAGGGUGUUCUUAAGUCUUCCGUUGAUCCAAAGAGCAGCUAUCAACCACAGGCCUCUCUUGCACUUAUUUCAGUGUAUGGAUUGGAGCAUAAACCAGCAAGUGUGACGAUCAAUGGUCACGCAAUCUCCUCUGAAUUUUACACUUACAACAGUGACUUAAAGGUUCUCACAAUAAGGGGAGUUAAAAUACCACUGGACAAGGCGUUCACUGUCACAUAUAUUUAGAGAGGUUACAACGACUUAGAUAGCUUCCUGGUUGAAUGGCUUUAUAAAGUGAUUGAUCAAUUGGUUCAAAAGUAUUUAAAAAAUAGAAAAAUAUAUAUUGAUAAGAUAGAUAAAUUUGUAUUUGAAUCAUGACUAUGAAAGAUGUUAACUUUUCUUAGUUUUAUAUAUGUAUAAGACGUGUGAGAAAUUCAUUUGAACAGACCUCUCUAGCUUAAACAUGUUUUCCCAUUCAAACCAUGUCAUUCCCUAGAGUAUGCUUUAUCUUUUUUAUCAUUUGUACGUGAAAAGAUUAAUGAAUAUUAAUGUUAGUAUCAGGCCCCGUCCACACGUAUCCG
This is a messenger RNA of Actinia tenebrosa (Australian red waratah sea anemone), 3072 nucleotides long. Its product is annotated as lysosomal alpha-glucosidase. NCBI's taxonomy places the organism in Eukaryota, Metazoa, Cnidaria, Anthozoa, Actiniaria, Actiniidae. The record is from RefSeq and is a predicted model, not a curated record. Gene Ontology annotation, molecular function: carbohydrate binding; alpha-1,4-glucosidase activity. Gene Ontology annotation, biological process: carbohydrate metabolic process.